This is a messenger RNA of Seriola aureovittata, 1006 nucleotides long. RefSeq names its product lysozyme C-like. Lineage: Eukaryota; Metazoa; Chordata; Actinopteri; Carangiformes; Carangidae. Bases 267 to 896 code for a protein of 209 amino acids. The record is from RefSeq and is a predicted model, not a curated record. The transcript is spliced from 5 exons.
AGCACAAAGGCGUAGCCUGCACAUGAGAAAAGAUGUGGUCAGGUGGACGGAUCGUUUUUCCUCCUCCGACCUCUUUAGAGCUCGGAAAUCCAAAGCUGGGUGUGAGAUGUGGCACAACACUGCGCACUCCCAGAUCCCCGUUUCUAGGCGUCGUGGGAGCGGCCUUUAUGUGUGGCUGAACAAAGGAUGUGGGCUCUCUCUUUCUGAUUUGUUACUCUGCAGACAGUAUAUAUGUCGUGUCAGGUGUGUUCAGAGUCAGAGCCAAGAUGAAGGUACUCGAAGUGUUUCUGCUGGCGGCGCUGGGCUGCAGUCUGACCGAGGCCUGGCUCGUGUCGAAGUGCGACCUGAAGGAUCAGCUGCUGAGGGCGACUGAUGAGCAGAGAGGGAAGUCAAAGCAGAAUGGAGCGGCUGAAGAAAACUUAGUGGCCAAACUCGUCUGUAACGUGGAGCUGACAUCGGGUUUUAACACCAGCGCAGUGACCGAGCUGAUCCCGGGGAGAGAGGACCAUCCCCGCAGGGGGAGGAGGAACGCUUCCUUCGGGGGCUUGUUCAGCCUGGCUGAGCUGGAGCUUCCCAGCACGACCCCUCCCCCCGCUCGGGAGCGACGCGGCGCUCAGGAAGUCUGGACGUUGUACGGCAUUUUCCAGCUCAGCAAUUACCUGGUCUGCAACGACGGCACAACUCCGUCACCCAACAUCUGUGGACUGAGCUGCAGCAACUUGGUUGAUGACGACAUACGUGAUGACAUCAACUGUGUGUUGAAGAUCUUGGCCUAUCUCCUUGAAAAUGGCUUCGGGGCGCCCCACUGGGAGCAGUUAAGAAGAACGAUCAGGUUGAUCUUCCAGGAGGAGUGCAGAGACACACAAGCCUCUGAAUACUUCGCUGAAUGCUCUUAAACUCAAAAUAUUUAGCGACUAUCACUAUAAGUAUCGUCAGAGCGAUUCAUCUUCUCUCAAAUGAGCUGACAGUGAUUUAUAGACGUAAUAAAGGAAAGCAUGUUGCACUC